AGCCCACAGGCCGUAUAAAGCCUGCAAAAUCAUUUUGGCCUGGCCCUGCCAAGGGAACCUCAGGUGGGAUUGGAAAUCCAAUAGACCUAUAGCAGACUAAUGUUGAAGUUGAUAACUUCGGGUGGUCUGUGAGUGAUGUCAUCAAUACUCAACUGGCACUCGGCAGCAAAAAGGUCCCCAGCCCUGGACUCAGACGUUAGAUGCCAUUAAGGAACUGCAAGUUGAAGCAACAAGGAGGCCAGCUGCGGACCUGCUUUGCCUGCUUCAAGGCUGCCUUCCUGGACCUGAAAGACGCGCUGGAGCUGGAAGACUGGGACGAGGACGCCUGGGACGCGGAGCCCAUGGAUCUCACCGAGGCAGAGCCUGAGCAGGAAGGGGCGCCAGGGGCGGGGCCGAGCGGGGGGCAGGGCCAAGGGCAGCCUGGGCAGGGGAGCUCCGCGGGCUGGGCGGCCGAGGCCCUGGCAUCCGCCCCGGCAGCCUCGGAGGCGGUGAGCCUGAACCACCACUUUGUCCCCACCGAGCUGGAUCCCCAGGACGCAGUGUCCCUGUGCCUGGGUCCUGAGGACUCUGACUGGACCCAGGUCCUUCCCUGGAGAUUCGAGGACAUUCCCUCCUGCUCACACUGGCCCAGUCUCCCUCCCCCAUGGCAAGGUGUUCUCAAUGUGGACUUGUCCUCUGGGGACUCCCAGGCUUGAGGCCUGGUUACUGGACCUGUAGUUUUGUCCCUGGUGGGUACCAUGAUGCCACCUACCUCUGAAAGAUGACAGAGACUGGGUCCUGAGGGUGCUGGGAGCUUGCUGGGGACGGAUGAGGCUGGGUGGUGAGACUCCAAGAUGUUCCCUGGUGCAGGACCCCGGCUGUAGAAACCUGCUCCUUGAGGUGGGAUGAAGAACUGGGCCCCCA
Oryctolagus cuniculus (rabbit) is the source of this 903-nucleotide messenger RNA. Its product is annotated as testis-expressed protein 19-like. Gene Ontology annotation, biological process: male gonad development; placenta development; spermatogenesis. NCBI's taxonomy places the organism in Eukaryota, Metazoa, Chordata, Mammalia, Lagomorpha, Leporidae. The record is from RefSeq and is a predicted model, not a curated record. Gene Ontology annotation, cellular component: nucleus; cytoplasm.